This is a messenger RNA of Drosophila navojoa, 1583 nucleotides long. RefSeq names its product phenylalanine hydroxylase (gene Hn). Gene Ontology annotation, biological process: L-tyrosine biosynthetic process; L-phenylalanine catabolic process. Gene Ontology annotation, molecular function: phenylalanine 4-monooxygenase activity; iron ion binding. The record is from RefSeq and is a predicted model, not a curated record. NCBI's taxonomy places the organism in Eukaryota, Metazoa, Arthropoda, Insecta, Diptera, Drosophilidae.
UGUUUUGCGGUGCGUUUGCCUCAGUUUCGUUUCGUUUCGUUCCGUUCCGCUUCGCUCCGUUACCAUUCGCUAAUAAGCUAAAGGUUUUUUUGGUCAAUCGAGUCGUACAAAAUGUACCAACGACAAGUUUCCUUCGAUAAGCCAACCCGCAUUGAGGACUCCGCGUACAUAGCGGAGGGCGUGGACAUGCGGGAGGCGAAGAACACCUGCCUGCUCUUCUCGCCCAAGGACUCGUCCCUUUCCAGCGGCGCCCUGGCCAAUACCCUGGCCAUCUUCAAGAAGCACGACAUCAACUUGCUGCACAUCGAAUCGCGCUCGUCGCUCCGUGUGCCCGGCUACGAGUUCUUUGUGGAGUGCGACGGCAGGUCCGGUGCGCUGGGCAAAGCCAUUGAGGAUGUGAAGGAGCAGUGCAGCUACUUCAACAUCAUCUCGCGCGACUACAAGGACAAUGCCACGGCAGUGCCCUGGUUUCCACGCCGUAUACGCGAUCUGGAUCGGUUCGCCAAUCAGAUCCUGAGCUACGGCGCCGAACUGGACGCCGAUCAUCCCGGCUUCACAGAUCCCGAGUACCGCAAGCGCCGCAAAUACUUUGCGGACAUCGCCUACAACUACAAGCACGGCGAGCAGCUGCCCCACGUGGAGUACACCAAGGAGGAGAUCGAGACCUGGGGCAUCAUCUUUCGCAACCUGACCAAGCUCUACAAGACGCACGCCUGCCGCGAAUACAAUCACGUCUUUCCCCUGCUCGUCGACAAUUGCGGCUUUCGCGAGGACAACAUACCCCAGCUGGAGGAUGUGUCCAAUUUCUUGAGGGACUGCACGGGCUUCACUCUGCGUCCUGUGGCUGGUUUGCUCAGCUCUCGGGAUUUCCUUGCCGGCCUGGCCUUCCGCGUCUUCCACUCCACCCAGUAUAUUAGGCAUCCCAGCAAGCCUAUGUACACACCCGAGCCGGAUGUCUGCCACGAGCUGUUGGGUCAUGUGCCGCUCUUCGCCGAUCCAGCCUUUGCGCAGUUCUGCCAGGAGAUUGGCUUGGCCUCCCUAGGAGCGCCCGAUGACUACAUUGAGAAGCUAUCCACGAUCUUCUGGUUUACUGUGGAGUACGGCCUGUGCCGUCAGGAGGGCGAGCUGAAGGCCUUUGGCGCUGGUCUGCUCUCCUCCUACGGCGAGCUGGAGUAUUGCCUGACGGACAAGCCGCAGCUGAAGGACUUUGAGCCGGAGGUGACGGGCGUCACCAAAUAUCCCAUUACACAGUUCCAGCCGCUUUACUAUGUGGCCGACAGCUUCGAGAAUGCCAAAGAGAAGACCAUCAAAUUCGCCAACUCCAUUCCCCGCCCCUUCGGCGUGCGCUACAAUGCCUACACACAGAGCGUGGAGGUGCUCGACUCCAAGCAUCAAAUCUCCAAUCUGAUGAACAACAUCAAUGCCGAGUUCCAAAUACUUCAGAAUGCGAUUGUCAAGCUGCGCGUUUAGAUUAAGAAAUCCCCACUCCCUCUAUAUAUACAUAUGUACCUAUGCUACUCUAUAACCAUAUAUGUAUGAAAACGUAUAAUAUACUCUUCUUUUUCACCUCUUGUUUAUUACAA